Messenger RNA from Soboliphyme baturini, 231 nucleotides. The record is from the annotation of a GenBank genome assembly. NCBI's taxonomy places the organism in Eukaryota, Metazoa, Nematoda, Enoplea, Dioctophymatida, Soboliphymatidae.
AUGAAGGAGAGGAGCGAAGGAAACCGGUGUCAAAUAGCCACCAGCAGCGGGCCCAUUGCCGAGGUGUCUCGCUCAAAGCGAGCCGCUUUCGACCGAGCGGCGGCCGAUCAAAAGGGGUAUACGUUGCUGUCAUUGUUGCAAAUCAUCACUGCCAGCAGGAGUUGCUUUGAGGAGCGACAGGUCGACGUGUCAUUUGUUAGUCGAGCGAAAUUCGAUUCCCUUCGAUACUGA